Molecule: messenger RNA, 2871 nt
Organism: Cylindrotheca closterium
Lineage: Eukaryota; Bacillariophyta; Bacillariophyceae; Bacillariales; Bacillariaceae
Source: the annotation of a GenBank genome assembly
AUGAAUUCAAACAGAUUCCCUCAUGGUGUACUUUCUACAGCCCUUGCAUUGCUAUUAUCCCUCAAUGUGGUGACAUCAUUCCGACCAGCUUCUACAACAUCCACAAUGACAAGAUUCGAGUCCAAUAACAAGCAACAACUUUUACCAAUUAUUGCCAGUGAGCAAAGAAUACGGCGAUGGUCUUCUUCUUCUUCCCUAUUUUCGUCACCAGACGCUGAUCCGGAAAUGAUCAGUGAAGAAGACGAUGGUGAAUUAUUGUAUGCGACCGCAGAACCCUUUGAAUCCGAAGCGGACGUGGCGCAAGCCGCCAAUGAAUUGGCUGCCAAAAAUCCUUCCAUUGAGCUUCACACAGAGAUCGAACAGUCGUUUUUGAAGUAUGCGCUGUCCAUCAUUCUAGGACGUGCCUUACCGGAUGCCCGCGAUGGUCUCAAGCCGGUGCACCGACGUAUUUUGUAUGCCAUGCACCAACUCAAUCUGUCUCCCAAUUUGUCGCAUCGAAAGUGCGCUCGUGUUGUGGGAGAAGUGCUGGGAAAAUACCAUCCCCACGGUGAUAUGGCAGUCUACGAUGCAUUGGUUAGAAUGGCCCAAGACUUUACUACACAUUAUCGUCUGAUUGAUGGUCAUGGAAACUUUGGGUCGGUGGAUGCUGAUCCGGCCGCCGCCAUGAGAUACACGGAAUGUCGUCUGACACGACUGGCAGCCGACACGCUCAUGACAGAUCUUUCAGAGAAUACUGUUGAUUUGAUUGAUAACUUUGACGGGAAUGAAAUGGAGCCCACUGUGUUGCCUUCUCGACUCCCGCUGCUGUUGCUGAAUGGAAGUUCCGGAAUUGCCGUUGGAAUGGCCACCAACAUUCCACCUCACAACUUGCGAGAAAUUCUAAAUGCUUGCAAGGCAUUGGUCGACGGUCGGAAUGAUCCCAGGAAGGAAGUCACCGAUGAACAGCUUGCGACACUCGUUCCAGGACCCGACUUUCCCACUUGCGCCAGCAUUCUAGGAACGGCUGGAGCGAAAAAGUUGUACACUACGGGCAAUGGUGGCGUCGUCAUGCGCGCCGUGACCGAGAUCGAAACGGUACUUCGUGGCAAGGGACAAACGUCCCGCAACGCCAUUGUGGUCAAGGAACUGCCGUAUCAAGUGAACAAGGCAGCCUUGUUGGAAAAGAUAGCUGCUUUGGUCAAUGAGAAGAAAUUGGAAGGAAUUGCUGAUUUGCGGGACGAGUCGGAUCGGGAUGGGAUUCGGGUCGUUUUGGAACUGAAGCGGGAUGCUGUCCCCAAUAUCGUCUUGAACAAUCUCUACAAAAAGACUCAACUACAGACAUCCUUUUCUGGCAACUUUUUGGCACUCUUCCCAUCCGAAGAAGACGAAGAUGCCUUGAAGCCACAACGAUUCACGUUGCGAGAGGCCUUGGACUGUUUCUUGGACUUUCGGUUCAAGACUAUUCGACGCAAGACUGUGAAUCAAUUGGAAAAGGUGGAGAAGCGAGCCCAUAUUGUCGAAGGUCUCCUAAUUGCUUUGGAAAAGGUGGACGAAGUCAUUGAAUUGGUCCGUUCGGCACCAGAUCAAGCCAGUGCGCGGGAAGCUCUGAUGGAUCCAGAGGGUAUUGUCAAAUUGUCCCAAGAACAAGCCGACUCGGUUUUGAGGCUUCAGCUCGGGCAGUUGACUCGACUGAACCAAGGCAAAUUGGAUGAAGAGAAGAAGGAGCUGAAUGAACGCCGAAAGGAGCUGAAGCGGCUUGUGGAGGAAGAUGCUGCGGUUAACGAGGUGAUAGUAGAGGAAUUUGACGAAAUGGACGACAAAUUUGGGGCAGAUCGUAAGACCGUCAUCCUGAAUGAUGAAGGGGAACUAAACGAUAUCGAUAUGGUGAAGAACUCUCGAUCCGUGAUCGUUGUCACCCGAAAUGGCUACAUUAAGAGAAUGCCGCUCAAGACUUUUGAAAGCCAGGGCCGUGGAACUCGAGGAAAGCGUGGGACGUCGGGGUCAGCCUCGUCAAUGGACGAUGAGGUGUCCCAUGUGAUCACUUGCAAUGAUCACGAUACGCUUCUUAUGAUUGCACAAAAUGGCAUUGCAUAUGGUGUGAAAGCCUUUCAAGUGCCAACUUCAACACGAACAGCAAAGGGUACCCCUAUUCCUUCAGUACUACCUAUAAGUAUUGAUCAAGAAAUCACAACUAUUCUUCCUGUAUCAGAAUUCUCGAAGGACGAGUAUAUUGUGUUGACCACCGAACAAGGAUGGAUCAAGCGAACUCCACUCGAUGCCUUUGAGACUAUCUCAUCGCGAGGAUUGACCAUUGCUUCUCUUGGAGAUGGCGACAAAUUGAAAUGGUGCCAACCAUGUACCGAUGAUGAUGACAUCUUGAUUGCAUCCUCCCGAGGACAGGCAACACGAUUCAGUGUUGAAAAAUUCCGACCAACCGGCCGCACUAGCAGGGGUGUUCGUGCGAUGAAACUCAAGGAAGGCGACACGAUUGCGGACAUGAAUGUUGUUAGCACAGCUAUUUCUGAAGACGAGAAGAAGAAGGAGUAUAUUUUGUGCAUGACGAAACAAGGAUACGGAAAAAGGAUUAGCACAAAUGAAUUCCGAUCUACUGGGCGUGGCGUUGGGGGAGUCAUCGCCAUCAAAUUCAAGCCUGGCUUGGAAAAGAUUGAUAAGCUGAGUUGUUUCUGUAUCGUACGGGAAGACGACGAGAUCCUCGUCAAUACUUCAAAGGGAGUCAUGGUGCGACAAAAGGUGGCGAAUAUUACAGCCCAGGGCCGGGCUGCAACUGGCGUAGUUGUCCAAAAGGUGGACAAAGGAGACGAGAUCACAAGUGUUUCGCUAGUUCCAAUGCGAGCAGAUGAUCACUCAAAUGACAUUGAAAUUGAAGAAUAA